This is a messenger RNA of Gopherus evgoodei (Goodes thornscrub tortoise), 2639 nucleotides long. Its product is annotated as butyrophilin subfamily 1 member A1-like. Gene Ontology annotation, biological process: regulation of cytokine production; T cell receptor signaling pathway. Bases 443 to 1897 code for a protein of 484 amino acids. Gene Ontology annotation, cellular component: external side of plasma membrane. Gene Ontology annotation, molecular function: signaling receptor binding. The record is from RefSeq and is a predicted model, not a curated record. Lineage: Eukaryota; Metazoa; Chordata; Testudines; Testudinidae. The transcript has 8 exons.
GGAAGAGGGAGGAGAGUUUAGAGCUGAUACACGCAGAGCAAGGCAUGGAGCCAGGAAAUGCAGGAAGAGUCCAGGGAAGGAGCAGUGAGGGGAAAGCCCGGAUUGGCUGAAUUGAGGGUCCUUGGACUGGAACCUGGAAUAGGGGGCAGGCCUGGGUUCCCCUAGCAGUCACUGAGUGCGUGGUGUAGACCUGUGGGGCAGUGAAGGGGAGGACUGCCUGGGUCACUGGGGAGAACAGAGAACAGAAGGACUUUACCCUGGAAGCAUGGAGAAGGCUGCAUGACCAGACUGGAGGGCUGAGUCACAAAGUGGAUGCUGUGGUUCCUGGGACGAGAGAACACCUACGGAGAUGGUGCAGCUGCGUGCAAACUGUGGCAGCAGUGGGGUUGACCUUGGGAAAUAAUCCCCACAGUGACCAGGAGGGGGUGCCAGACUUGUGAAUAUGCCCAAAGAUGGAAAUUCUCCUGGUCCUUCCCAGCCCAACAGAAAACUUCUGUCUCUGCAUUUUCUGUGCAUCGUGUUCUCCCCUGUCCUCCAUAUUGUGCCCUCAGACUCAGUGAAUUUCAAAGUGGUCAGCCCUGCUCAACCCCUGAUGGUGUCUGUGGGUGAAGAUGCCGUGUUGCCCUGCCAUCUCAGCCCCAGGAUGAAUGCUGAGAACAUGGAGGUGAGGUGGUUCCGGUACAGCUUCCCUGAAGUGAUCCAUUUGUAUCAGGAUGGGAAAGACCAGCCUGAGCAGCAGAUCCUGGAAUACCAGGGGAGGACAGAGCUGCUGAGAGACAACAUCACUGAGGGAAGUGUUGUCCUGAGAAUACAUAGCAUUAGACCUGCUGACGAAGGACAAUACAACUGCUUCUUCCAGUCUAGCACCUUCUAUGGAGCAGCCUUGUUGGAGCUGAAGGUGGCAGGUUUGGGCUCUGGGCCCCACAUCUCUAUUGCUGACUAUGAGGCUGGUGGGAUCCGUGUGCUGUGUACAUCGGGUGGGUGGUACCCAGAGCCUGAAAUGCUGUGGAGGGAUUCUAGUGGGCAGCUUGUACCAUCACUGUCCCAAACGAAAUCCCAACAGGAAAAUGGCCUGUUUGAAGCUCAGAUUUCUUUUGUUAUAAAAGAAAGGACACAUCCUGGUUUGAAUUGUUACAUAAGGAAUCCCCGCCUCAACCAAGAAAAAGAAUCAACAAUUUACAUAGCAGACCCGUUUUUCCCAAGGACUUCCCUCUGGAUGGUGGCUCUGGCUGUGGUCCUGAGUGUCCUGGGUUUUCUCAUUUCCCCAGCCAUUUACUAUUGUUGGAUGCAGCACAGAGAGAAAGGGAAACUCUUGGCUGAACUUCAGUGGAGAAGAGCCCAAGUAUAUGCAGUGAAUGUGACUCUGGAUCCAGCCACAGCUCAGUCCAACCUCAUCCUGUCUGAGGAUCGGAAGAGUGUGAGACAUGGAGAUGAACGGCAGGAUCUUCCUGACACCCCUGGGAGAUUUGAACCUUAUGUCAUUGUUCUGGGCGCUGAAGAGUUCAUGGGCGGGAGGCAUUACUGGGAGGUGGAGGUGGGAAAGAAGCCUGAGUGGACUCUGGGGGUUUGUAGGGAAUCUGUGAGUAGGAAGGGGAGUAUUAAUGUCACAUCUGAGAAUGGAUACUUUGUGGUGUGUUUGAGAGAUGGAGAAAAAUACUGGGCCCGCACUUCCCCCCUAACUCCUCUUCCCGUGAGAGUCAGGCCCAGCCGGGUGGGGAUUUUCCUGGACUAUGAGGGGGGCGAGGUCUCCUUUUACAAUGUGACUGACAGGUCCCAUCUCUUCACUUUCGCUGACACCUUCUCUGAGAUGCUCCGCCCUUAUUUCAGUCCUUGUCUCAAUGAAGGGGGUAAAAAUGCAGAUCCCCUGAUAAUCUGCCCAGUCCCAGAGAAAGCCUGAGGGAAUCUCUGUCCCUCACAGUAACACCUGCAGCAGAGACUGUCCCUUCCCACCACUGAUGAGCCCCCAGGCCUGUUCCCAUGGGGAUGGUGUAAAAGGCAUCAGCUGCCUGCCCCCUGUUACCCCCUCCCCUCUCAGCUCUCAGCUGUCAGCACCAGGCCUGUGAGCUGCAGGAAGAGGAGAGAGGCAGAGAAGGGGUGGGGAGAGACAGCUGUGGGGUGAGGUGAGGUCAGGCUGCUUGGAAGUGGGGAUGCAGGGGCAGAGGGAGGUGCAGGUUCCUGGGCAUAUAAAGGUGAAAAUGUGGGUCUCAUGCUGCAGGCAUUUCAAAGACAAUUAUUUGCACAAUGAGCGUGAAUAACAGUGAGAGAAAUGCUCCUACCUGGCCUAGUCUGACAGCAGAGAGCCAUGAGCAGUUAGGGGAGUCCCACGGCUCUGGGGAGGGCACUGGCCUGAUUCAGCUGCAGCACAGAGCCCUGCUGACACAGGAGGAUGUAUCAGUACACAGGCAAGGGGUGGAGGGGGGCUGGUUGGCUUAGGGGAUGAAGUUGCUGCCCCUGACUGGACAGUGUUUCUCUGGGGGAGCACUAGGCAGCUCAGCCCCUGAUUCCCUACAGCCCCUCAACAUGUGCUUGAGGCCCAUCGAAUUGAAUUCACCCCCCAUUAAACACGGGGUAUGUCUACACUACGAAAUUAGGUCAAUUUUACAGAAGUUGAUUUUUAGAAACCGAUUAUAUACAGUUGA